CGAAGGGUUUAUCAACAUAUACUCUUAAGGAUAUGAGAGAUUGAGCUCGCCAAUCUCUGUUCUAAUGGCGACUCUAAAGGCCAAAAAUUGUCUCGUUUCAAAUUCAAACCUUCGUCUGAACAACGGCAAUGGAACGAAACCCAAGACUAGGAUCGAAUCGUCUCCCAAGAAAAUGUCUGGCCACUGGGAUUUUCUGGAUGAGAUUGAGGCCCCAAUGUGGGUGGAUCUCUCUUUGGAAUCCAAGUAUGCAGAUACGGAUAAAGAUGAUGAGUGGUUUUACACAAGCCAUUUGUUCCAUCAAUCUUCUUCCACGGAAUUGAAGGCUGCAUUUUCUUGCAUUGGAGAGAUGACUGGGGAUAUGCCACAACCGUCUCCCCCAAAUCUCCCGCCCUCGGUAUCAAGAUCAAGGGGUAAAGAUUACAGAAACAAGGAGUGGGUGAAGGGAAAUCAGAAGAUAACUUUGGACAAGAAACAUCCAAUUACGAACUUAAGCAGUAAUUCAAGCGGCACUAGUGAUUUCUUGUCAGCUCUGGGGAUGAAUAGGUGUGCAACAAGACUGGGAGCAAGGGCGGCUGUUUAUAGUUACAGCCAAUCUGAUGGUUGGAAAUCUGUUUCAUGCAAAUCAAGCACGAGAUCUUCAAAUCCUCACAAGGAGAAUAGAAACCUGUCAACGGGUCAUCAGCAUACCAACAUAACUCAACAAAACCCUUUACUUCCUAAAAGAUGCAACACAAGCGUGCUUCCAGAUGUGGGUUCAAAGUCUAAAGAGAGCAAAGGAAGCACAUUUAAAAGACCUGUGACCAGUGGUAAAGAGAAUGCACCGAGGGCAAUGUAUAAGAAUCAGGAUUUAAGCAUCAAAGAGAGGGCAGGAGCUACAGUUAGAAUGCAAGCUCCUAAAUUUUUGAAGGAAAGAGUCCAGGGAACUAGUGCCAGAACAAUACUGACUGAUUCAAAGGUAACACUAGAUAAGAAAAGAGAAGUGAAUAGUUCUUAUAAUAUCGGUAAGAAGGUCUUCUUGAGAUGAGAAUGAUCCGUGUGGAUUGUUACCUGCAAUCUAGGUAAGGCACAAUAAAGAAGAUGAAUAAGGACACUUCUUCAUGGUUCGGGUACUAAAGAGCCCAUGUCCGGUUUUGUUCACUUUAGGGCAUUAAGGGCACUGGCCUUCAUGGCAUCCCCUUAACAUGGAGCCAACAGUAAUUCAUCAUUUGAUGACUCCUCUUGUGAAUAUAUGGUGUAAAGUGACAAGGAAUGAAUAUAUUGUCGUGCU
Cuscuta campestris is the source of this 1267-nucleotide messenger RNA. Lineage: Eukaryota; Viridiplantae; Streptophyta; Magnoliopsida; Solanales; Convolvulaceae. The record is from the annotation of a GenBank genome assembly.